AAACAACAAAUUUCGAAUCAUCGAUGAAGAUCACGUUUGCUUCUUAUUGCCUUUGGAUCAUGACGGCUUCUUCCUCCGCAAACUUUCAAAUUGGUUCCCAGUACACAUCCAUGUCUCGUGUCGAGAUGGAGGCCUUUCAGGAUGUGGCUCUUUGGUGCGACUCGGACGUGCACGAGCUCUGCGAUGCUCGUCAGUCGGUGCCUUCGUUAGCCGAUAUGCUCCUGCCCGCGGAUCCCUUGAAGGAUUUUGGGCUUUUCAUGGAUAGUUUGAUGGACUCGGUACUCGUCAUGCCUCCUCAGCCCUCGGGUUCUUGGGUCGUGGUGAUGCACGAAGUGGAGCCCGAAGACAACGCCGCGCAAACGGUGAUUUCGCAACUCGCCGCUUCCACUCACCCCGACGAUGUCGAGGCUGUCACACAGCAAAUGGUCCAGCACGGACAAGCCGUCAUGGAAGACCAGACCGCGACGGCGGAAAAACGUCGCAUGGCACGUCGUUUGACCGAAGUAGCUCCCGAACAUCUCCACCAACACCGUUUGGCUCUACUCCCCUUUGGAUCCCCGCAACGCAACCGAUGCCUGCAAACGGCCUUUGAACAUGCCGCGGUUACGCACAAUUGCGGUGUGGCUCUGGAAAACUUGCAGUCGGCGCGGGUCGCUCAGUACACGGCUCGUGUGCAACGCAGCCAGUACGAUAUGAGUCUCGUGACCAAUUUUUCGGUCAUGUACGCCUUUGUUAUUUUCACCGUGAUUGUAGCCUUCCUGCGCAAGCGUAAAGAACGCAAGGAACACCGUCGCCUCAAGAUUAAUAUCCUCAAAGCCAUUUACAGCACCCCGGCUCUCAAAAACUUGGUGGAAGAAAGGAUUGGUGAAGAAAUUGGCAGCGUUCCGCCUUUGCCUUGGUUUUCGCUCAUGAAGUUUGGCCGCCACGCCGCAACUUUUCGUCGCCUCCUACACGUGAUGUUCCUACUGCGUAUCUCCACAUUGAUGCUCCUCAUGACUGCACUCUGGACGGCACCCCAGUAUGUUCUGCCACUCUGCGUCUGCCUUUCCGUGAUCUUGUUUGGGGUCGUCGCCUUUGCCCCCAAACCCGUCCACGUCUGUGCCUGUUGCUGCUGCAGCGCCACCACGGAUGACGCCAAGAACGGAUCGCUCACCGCCGAACAGGCUUGCUGUGGAUGCUGCCAAGGAACCGGAGUUUGUGCCCCGUCCUGUGCGUCGUGCUGUGGGGCCAAUGGAGACGCGGGCUGCAACUGCGACGGCGACAAUGAGGAUUGCUGCUGUGACGACGACAAGAAAACGGCAAGCAAGGAAUGGAAGUUGGCUGGUGAUUGUGAAUGUUGUUGCUGCUGUAACGCAACCCUUGAGGAUCGCAAGAACGGCACCUUGACGGUUGAACAGGCUUGCUGCGGAUGUUGCCAAGGUUCCGGCGUUUGCAGCGCUGCUGGCUGCGGACGUACUGGAGAUACGACGCCCCAGAAGGCCAUUUACGAAGCAAUCCCUAUCCAGAUUGUUUAGAGGGCUAGACAAUGCCGUUUACAUAUUAACACGUAGUUUACUAAUGAAUUUUCAUCGACAGU
Phaeodactylum tricornutum CCAP 1055/1 is the source of this 1576-nucleotide messenger RNA. RefSeq lists its product with no specific name. The coding region runs from base 24 to 1514 and encodes 496 amino acids. The transcript is spliced from 2 exons. Lineage: Eukaryota; Bacillariophyta; Bacillariophyceae; Surirellales; Neidiaceae. The record is from RefSeq and is a predicted model, not a curated record.